AUGCACCGGUUACUCAGCAUCACACUUAUAAGUUUUGUGCUCGAGCACGUCUUCGCCCAAGAAGACGAACAUCAAGGCCCCCAACCAUGCGGUGGCUACCUAAAAGGUCCGGCGGGUGUCAUCCAAACGCCGAACUUCCCCAACCCUUUUCCCGUACCGAUAAAAUGCCAAUGGAUCAUACAGCACGACAUAGUGAAUGGCACAAUAUCUAUAUAUUUCACCCAACAGUACACUACAAGCGGACUAACCUUUACCGAAUAUAUGUACUACGAUGAAUCAUACAAGUUGGGGGAACGACGAGCACUCACUGUCACCGAGGAGAAUAUCACCAGGGUGAAAUGGUUACAGUUCUUUGAGAGCAAAGCUGAUCACCGCGGCCUUUUAACUUUAAGCUCACCGUUCAGUGGUGUGGAAAUCAAAGCGUAA
Molecule: messenger RNA, 426 nt
Organism: Diatraea saccharalis (sugarcane borer)
Lineage: Eukaryota; Metazoa; Arthropoda; Insecta; Lepidoptera; Crambidae
Source: the annotation of a GenBank genome assembly